CGCAGUCUGGCUGUGACCGUCAUGGAACAUAGUUGAAAUGUGUGAGCCUGUUUGAUGGCAUGUAUUUGUUUAGUUUAUCUAAACGUAUUUAAUUUUUAUUCUUUUUGAUUUCUUAAAGAUUGUUAGUGAACUAAGUUAAUUUAAUUUGUUGUUAUAAAGUUUUGAACAUGGCUGUGAACGUGUGCAGUUGUAGUGUGAUAUUGUCGCCUAACAAAAAAUCGAUUCUUGGAUUUGGAAUGGGGAGCCAAAUAUUAUAUUUUAUAUUGUUUGUCGGCUUUCUGGUAUCAAUGUCUUCAGCGGAUACGGAAAUGACAUGUGUUAAUGUGAAAAACAUCUUUGAAAAGAAAGGAAUGCUGACUAUGAUUGAUCUACAAGAGCAAGCAAAUUCAGAUGCGGACGGUCUCUGCUCCAGUAAGGGUUGCUGUGGGGCUGCAGCCAGGUCCCGGCUCACGCAGCAGGCCAGGACGCAGCUCGAAGGGUCGCUGCGAACUGAGCUUGUCAAGCUCGCAGAUAUCCUGGGGAACAAGGCGAAGAAGUUUGAUGAAAUCUUCAGAAAACUCCUCCAGCUGUCCCGAGAAGAGUUUCACGCCAUGUUCAAGCGGACAUACGGCAUGAUCUAUGAACAACACUCCUAUGUCUUCGUUCAGUUGUUCGAACAGUUAGAGAGGUAUUACACGCGAGGCGACAGUGACUUUGACGUGAUGAUGGACAGCUUCUUCAGCAUCCUUUAUCAGAAGAUGUUCACCGUUCUCAACUCGCAGUACAGUUUUGAUGAAAAAUACCUGAAGUGUGUCAGCGAGCACAUGCGCGACAUCCAGCCGUUCGAGGAUGUACCUUCUAAACUAUCCGUGCAGCUCCGGCGCGCGUUCGUGGCCACUCGGACCUUCCACAAAGCGCUGCGGUCUGGUGCUGAAGUUGUCAGGAAUAUGGUGCAGGUGGGCGUCACCCAGGAAUGUGUUACAGCGUGGGCUCGCCUCCGCUUCUGCGGCAGCUGCGGUGGAGACUCGGCGCUGGCCUGCAGCAGAUACUGCCACAAUGUGCUGCGCGGCUGCCUGCCGCUGCAGGGAGACCUGAGCGAGCAGUGGGACGCUUACGUCGAUGCUGUCGAGAAAGUGGCUGACCGUCUUCUGGGUCCUUUUAAUAUUGCAAUGGUGGUCGGGCCAAUAGACAUCAAAAUAUCCGAAGCGAUUAUGAGUUUUCAAGAGCGCAACCAAGAAAUAUCUCAGAAAAUAUUUUCGGGCUGCGGGAAGCCAGUAUUGGGUGGAGGAGGAAGUACUGGCCCGUUCUUCGCACCAGAUAGGGCUCGUCGCUCGGCCAGAUCUGUCCCAGAUUUUGACUGGAGCCAAAAAUCGAAUGAUAUCGACGAUUUCGUAAUAGAAACUUCUUUCGAAAGCCUCGUGAACGACGACCCGUUAAUGUUCGGUCUUCGUUCUCCGAAAGAUAUUAAACAGACAACAAAAGAACUGAUGUAUCAGGCUCUAUCAAGAUCGAGAUUUCUGCAGUACAUGAAUGGAGAUAUCAGUCUGCAAGAGCUGGAUGAGCAUGAGAGACAGAAGAGAGAUGCAGAGCCGGAAGCGGCUGGAGGUGAAAUUGACUUCAGGCCUUAUGAGUUCGACGGUAAACGAGGUUCAAAGAAGAAGAAGCAACCUGCGGGGAAACUAGAGGAUAGCCAUGGUGCGGAAGGUGGUCCUGCGCUGGAGCGACUUGUCCGUGAGACCCGCGCCCGGGUCCGCAGCUCCCACCACUACUGGUCACACCUGCCAGCCCUGCUCUGUUCCUCGGCCAGCAUCACAUCCGCGCCCUGCUUCAAUGGGACGCAUGUCGCCACGUACACGUCUAUAGCAGCGGGCGAUGGCACGUCAGCUCUGGCGUCCAACCCCGAGGUGCGUGCGGUGAACGCUCCCCACGUGUCUGGCCCGCACGUGCGCACGCAACUCGACACGCUGCGAGCGCUCACGGCACGCCUCAAGGACGCGUACAAUGGCGUCGAAGUGCACUGGAAAGAUACCGCCGAAGAUCUACAAGCGGCUGCCUCGAUGGACUUCACGGAAAACAUCCAGGGCUCCGGUUCCGGUUCGGGUGAUCACAUCGAUGAGGAGUUCACCGAUGAUGAAGAUGGUGAUGAUUAUCCAGAAGGCUCGGGCGACCACACCAGCCGUGUCGAACCGGAGCCGGAAAUAAAUGAGCCGACGAUCCGACAGCCGAUUGCCGAGGUCCCGAUCGUGCCUAACGUUGUUGAAGGUCCGGAGACUAACAACGUUCAACCGCGAAUACUGGACGAAAUCCCGGACGCCGGACAACCCGAGACGCCUCCUACCGGUCAAGAAACCGUCCGGGAACAACCGGUUGCCGGGUCUGCGGACCGGCCGUCGCUACAGAAGGCGCUCUUUACGUACGCACUGCCCGUCGUCUGCGCCUGGUUCGGCACCAUUGUCACGGAUCUGUUCUAAAACGGCAUUGUAAUUUAUUUCUAGCAUAAUAUAUUUAUUUCGGUGCGCGGGCACUCGUGAGAAUAAUAGUGCGUAUUGCACUGUCGUGUGCGCUAGUCAGUGCGACAUUGCUAAAAUGUGGCCAUUCUGCGGUUUAAGAUCACAGUGAUCGUAGUCAGUGCGACUGUUAAUGCUACGCUUGGCAUCUUCGAUUCGUAGACACCGUAGCAUAUUUUCCGGUUACUGCGAUUCGCAAUCACUGUAAUGUGCGUAAACCGAUCACUGCGGUUUGUAGUCUUUGCCACGUAUGGUUUUUCGGUCAUUGCGAUUCGUAGUCACUGUGGCUCGUGUCUACUGCGAUCCUUAGUCAGCUUUUUAAAGAGACGUUACACACCCCUGUGAUAAUACUGUGACGAAACAUUCAAAAACAGACUACAACAACGCUUAGACUGGGGAAAUUACGUGGAGGGAGGGUAUGAAACUCUGUUCCGUUUGCUGAAAAAAAAUUACCACAGAUACACUAAUCAUGCUAUUUAGUGUUAUUGUUUCGUGCACUCCCUUUGACUUAUUUCAAUAGUCUAAGACAUAGCAAAUAGCUCUAGUGUAAAUACAUACUAGUGUUGUAAUUUUAUCUAUGGACUUAAUCUUGACUUAAAUUCCUAGUUACCAAGUCAUUAAUAAAAAAAAAUACAAAUCUGUGGUCUUAACUCAUCAUAAAUAAUAAAUGCAACUCAACAUCAACUCAGAGAUAAAUAUGAAUUUUUAAAUUAAUUAAUCUUCGUUUUGGAUUUUAACAGAAAUAUCGUGUGAUUGAAAACAGACAGAACAUAUAACACUAGUAUUUAUUUACUCUAUGUCACUACUAUUAUAACCGUGCGAGUUAUGAAUGUCCCAUUCUUGAUAAGUCCUGUAUGCGAUAUAGUCGUUAUACGUGAUCGACAAUAACUAAAUUUCGUUUUUAUCCCAAUGAAUAUAGGUUUUGAAGUUUUAGAUAAUUUUCAGCCAAAUUGUGUAUUUAUUUAAUGGUCUUGUAUAUAAAAUUGUAAAUUAUGAUCGUAGGUAGCAAAUAUAAGUACAUACAAUAUUUUGUAUAUUACUGUCACUAAUGUGUGUGUGUUUAGAUUACGCGUUGGCUUGUGCGUGCUAAGAGAGACUUAUAUCAAAAUGGCGGAUAUAACGUUCAGUCCAUAUUUGAAUAUGACCGUUAUUCUCGUGCCGAUAUUACAACUUAAAACAAUGAAACAAGCAUCAAAUGAAAAGAGCAUAGAAAAAGGAAAAUGAACAAAAUAAAUCGUGAAAUCAU
This is a messenger RNA of Leptidea sinapis, 3732 nucleotides long. It is a transcript of the gene dlp, whose product is annotated as glypican-1. The transcript is spliced from 11 exons. Gene Ontology annotation, cellular component: extracellular region; cell surface; synapse. The record is from RefSeq and is a predicted model, not a curated record. Lineage: Eukaryota; Metazoa; Arthropoda; Insecta; Lepidoptera; Pieridae. The coding region runs from base 168 to 2450 and encodes 760 amino acids. Gene Ontology annotation, biological process: regulation of signal transduction; regulation of protein localization to membrane; cell migration.